AGAGAGCAAGCGGUGAAAAAUACAGAAGAGGGUCAAGUACCAGCAUGGAGCCUAGCGCGAGACACGGUGGCCAUGAAGAGGAGGAGGAAAAGGAAGAGGAGCAGCAGAAGGAGGGGGAGGAGAAGAGGGAGGAGGAGGAAGAAGAGGAAGAAACAUCUGCAAAUGCAGGAUCCUGUCGAACCUGUCACCCGACAACUGGAGUGACUGUUUCCAUGAUAACACUUACCAUCGUCACCACUGGACUCCUCUUGUCCCUGGUGUUAUGUGCCACGUGGGGAGCAGCACCACAGGGUCAUCUGACCCCCGGCUCCUCAGGAGACGAGCUGGUGGAGCGACUGCAGCAGUGUCGGACGGAGCUCCAUGAUAUGGGCCUGAUGCUCCAGACUGUCACUCAAGACUCCAGAUGCAGGGUGUGCCCCGGCGGUUGGCUUUGGUGGCGGCAUCACUGUUACUACUUCUCUGUGGGGCUUGAGGAAAACCGCCAGUGGAGUGGGAGCGCAGAGUUUUGUCGGGGACACAACGGCAGCCUGGUCGUGAUUAAGGAUUCUGCAGAAAUGGAGUUUAUCCAAGGUGUGAUGAGCCGGUUCCCCCACUUCCCCUUCCUGUGGGUGGGACUGACGGACGCCCAGCAGGAGGGACACUGGCUGUGGGGAGACGGGACGGACGUCCAGCACUACAUGCCGUUGGUGGUGGACUGGGACGCUGAUCACAGGGACUGUGCCGACCUGAGGGGGGGCGGGAGUCUCUUCGCUGCAGACUGUGAUGCAUACGGGCCGUGGGUUUGUGAGAGAGAGUCCUGACCGGCUGCACACACAACCAACACACAACUUUAUAUUUUAUUACCUCACAACGUGCUGAUAGAAAAAUAUAAUGCAUCUCCAGUCACACUUAAUGCAAAGCUACUAAUUUCUUUGAAUGAAAAGUGAAAGAAAUGUGUCCAAGAAGUUUUAUAUUCUAAUAAAUACGAUUUACACAUUUAAUUAUAACUUUCCUCUGUGAAAUGUAUAGACAUUAAGUGUUUGCUGUGUAUAUAUGGAAGUGCAUGUGUGUAUGUCUGCAUGUUCAUGUAACUGUCAGAGAAAAGACUCUUUAAAUACUUUUUCUUUAAAAAUGUAUUGUUUAACAUAAUUCUUUUAAUAUAUACUCUUUUUAGCUUUUAUAGUUUUUGUCAGCUUGUUAUAAAAAAAUCAUAAUUUCUAACAUAUAUGUAUUUUUUAUUGUGCUAUGAUCAGUAAACUUUUUCUUUUGUUGUAUCGU
This is a messenger RNA of Platichthys flesus (European flounder), 1257 nucleotides long. Its product is annotated as CD209 antigen-like protein E. Lineage: Eukaryota; Metazoa; Chordata; Actinopteri; Pleuronectiformes; Pleuronectidae. The coding region runs from base 45 to 800 and encodes 251 amino acids. The record is from RefSeq and is a predicted model, not a curated record. The transcript is spliced from 6 exons.